AUGGAAAAUCGUUUAGAAAAAAAUGUCAACAAAUUGAUUGAACGAUACAAAAAAACUAGUCAGUAAAUCGACUAGAUGAUCCAACCAGAGCAAAUCGUUUCUCAACCAAUUACUCUGUAUCAGACUAGAUCUCGACAAAGCAGAACCAAUUUCAAUGAUGAGGACAGUUCUUCAAGGGAAAAGAAGAAUCAUUCUAUUGAACAGAUUAGUAGACUAAGGGAAACCUUAAAUGCUAAAGAAUUGCAAGAAAAGGAAAAAUAAGAAAGAUUGAGAAUUUUGAAUAAAGAAUUAAAAAUGACUCUUAAGGAUUACAUGCAAGCAAACAAGGAUUUGGAAGUUAAAGUCAAUCAAAGAGAAAAGCACAUUAAAUAAUUAGAAUUUGAAUUAAAAUCUAUUUAAGAUUCUUUUUCCAAAGUAGAAAAUAAUGUUAGGGAGAAUAGAUAAAAGUGUGAAGGUCAAGAAAAACUGAUUGAGGAAUUAUAAUAAUAAUGUCAUGUUUCUCAUCAAAAAUUGAAAGGGAAGAAAGAUAAAAUAUAAUUGUUAAAAGAAUAGUUAAAAUAAUAAGAAGCGCAAUUCGAUGAGCAAGGCUAAAAUUUUGGGAAAGAAUUAGAACGAGUGUAAAGACUUUGUGAGGAUUUUUCAACUGAAAUUAAAAAUUAAGAGGCUUAAAAUAGGGAAUUGGAAGAGGAAAAAGUACAAAUACUAGAUGAAAUCUAAUAAAAAGAGGCAUAAAUUAGAUAUUUUGAUUAGCUUUUGUAAGAUUUUCAAUUCAGGGAUGAAGAUAACUUAAAAUAAAUAGACUUUUUAAAUUAAGAUUUGCAAUAUUAAAAAGCUUAAACUUAAUAAUAUAUCAUAAAAUUUGAAGAAUGCCAAGCCAAAUUACAAUAAGUAACUGAAAAUACAUAAACAACAAUAUUAAAUAAUGAGUAAGAAUCUAAAAAAUAAUAAGACCAAUUUUAAGAUAUAAUAUUUAAAAAAAAAAAAAAAAUCAAUGAACAAAAACAUAAGAUUGAGUAACUCUAAUAAAAUAUCUCUGAUUUAUAAAGAAAAGUAGACAAUGAUGACAAAAAUAGAUAAAUCCAAGAAUAUGAUCUCAAAAAGUUGUAAUAAAUUAAUAAUGAACUCAAACAGAUUAAUGAUUAACAAACAUAAAAAUUAUACAAUAAUGAAGAGAAAAUUUAAUAAUUACUUUUAGAAUUAUCAGAAUAAAAACAAAUUAAUUCAAAUUUAAUAAGCCAAAAUAAAUAAAUGGAAUAAAAAUCUGACUAAGCUGAAAUAAUUAUUGAACAACUUAAAGACGACAUACAAAACUUAUCAGAUUCACUUAUUUAAGUCUAAAAUUACAAUAGAAAUCUUGAAUAGGAACAUCUUGAUUGUAAAUUAUAGCAUGAAAAAUAAAUGGAUGAAAUAGAGAAGAAAAUUGAUAAUUUAGUUGAAUCUGCUGCAAAUGCUAAAGAUGAACUUAAAGAAUCUAAAUAGAGAGAGAAUGAACUUAAGUAGAAAUUAAAGUAGUAGGAACUAGAGACAGAUAAGUAAUAACAAAAGUGUCAGAAAUACAAAUUGCAAUUAGAAAGUCUAAGACAAACUAUAAAGAAUUUGGAAGAUAAAUUUAAAUAGUAUGAUUGCUAGGCAUAAUAAAUUUAAAUUUAAUCUCAAAAAUAAGAAGAAAUGUAGAAUUAAUAAAAAUUAAAAGUUUUAGAAGAUAUUUAAUCAUUAAUCAAAUUACAUAGAAAAAUAUGA
Paramecium tetraurelia is the source of this 1740-nucleotide messenger RNA. RefSeq lists its product as uncharacterized. Lineage: Eukaryota; Ciliophora; Oligohymenophorea; Peniculida; Parameciidae. The record is from RefSeq and is a predicted model, not a curated record. The transcript has 6 exons.